This is a messenger RNA of Salvia miltiorrhiza (redroot sage), 1024 nucleotides long. Its product is annotated as short-chain dehydrogenase reductase 2a-like. The coding region runs from base 92 to 988 and encodes 298 amino acids. NCBI's taxonomy places the organism in Eukaryota, Viridiplantae, Streptophyta, Magnoliopsida, Lamiales, Lamiaceae. The record is from RefSeq and is a predicted model, not a curated record. The transcript has 2 exons.
UUCUUAUUUUUCAAUAGCACCAUCAAUCCCAUUCCCUCUCAAUCUCUCAUUAUAAACUCUCUCUCUCUCUCUAAGCUCACUAUCCCUAAGCAUGGCAGUCCAAGCGAUUCCCGAACUUCUGUUUUCGGGAACCCAAUUUCCCGGAAUGGAAUGUAUUACAAUCCCCGCCAUUGGAAGAUUGGAAGGAAAAGUUGCGGUGAUAACCGGCGGCGCCGGGGGCAUCGGAGAGGCGACCGUUCGCCUCUUCGCGGCCCACGGCGCCAUGGUGAUAAUCGCGGACGUGGACGACAGCCUCGGGAACUCGGUGGCGGAGUCGCUGCCAGCUCAGGCGACGUACGUCCAUUGCGACGUGAGCUCGGAGAAGGAAAUCGAAACCCUAAUAAACUGGACGGUUUCCAAAUACGGAAGGAUCGACAUCCUCUUCAACAACGCCGGCAUCCUCGGCGACCAAUCCAGGCACAAGAGCAUCCUCGAUUUCGACGCCGGCGAGUUCGACCGGAUCAUGACCGUCAACGUGAGGGGGGCCGCGCUCGGGAUGAAGCACGCCGCCCGCGCCAUGAUCCGUGGCGGGGGCGGGGGCUGCGUGAUCUCGACAGCGAGCGUGGCCGGGGUGAUGGGCGGGAUGGGCCCGCACUCGUACACGGCGUCGAAGCACGCGAUCGUGGGGCUGACGAAGAACGCGGCGUGCGAGCUGGGGCGGUACGGGAUCCGGGUGAACUGCAUCUCGCCGUUCGGGGUGGCGACGAGGAUGCUGGUGGAGGCGUGGCGGGAGGGGGGAGUAGGCGUGGGCGCCGUGACGGAGGAGGAAGUGGAGAAGAUGGAGGAGUUUGUGCGGUGUUUGGCCAACUUGAAAGGGGAGACGCUGAGGGCCAAGGAUGUGGCGGAGGCGGCGCUGUUUCUGGCUAGUGAUGAAUCCAGGUAUAUUAGUGGCCACAAUCUGGUGGUAGACGGCGGGGUUACCACGUCCAAGAAUUGUGUUGCUUUGUGACCGCCGAUUAAUAUACUCCCUCCGUCCCCAAAAUAA